Molecule: messenger RNA, 1888 nt
Organism: Strongylocentrotus purpuratus (purple sea urchin)
Lineage: Eukaryota; Metazoa; Echinodermata; Echinoidea; Camarodonta; Strongylocentrotidae
Product: cystine/glutamate transporter
Exons: 11
Coding region: 461-1780 (439 amino acids)
Biological process (GO): amino acid transmembrane transport
Cellular component (GO): membrane
Molecular function (GO): L-amino acid transmembrane transporter activity
Source: RefSeq, a predicted model, not a curated record
UGUACUGUCGAUGCAUUGUUGACAAACCAUAUGCGUAGUAUUCUUCAUCUCGAGGACAAGACGUUUACGAAUGAAAUUUGUCCAAGAGCGGUGAUAAUUUAGGGAGAAGAAGUGAAUUCCUCGAUUCAUGAGGAUCACUCGGACAUUUCAGUUGCUACCCGCUGCUAAUGUGGUGAAUUUGGCCCUUGAUUUUGGGGUUAUCGAGAGAAAUCUCGAGCUACAUUGCGUGGGACAAACACGUGCAGUCGUGAGAACGAAAGCGGACAGAACCGGUAUUCACUGUACAGAGGUACCACUAGGUAGGUCCACCCGGUAGCUCGAUCAUAACGUACGGACCGAGCAAACACACUCAUCUGAAGUUAAGCCGAGGUAUUAUCACCAAUCCUUGAAGACUCAAACUGAUUUACUGAACACCUGGAAGAACCAACCCGCAUAUUAUAUCCAUAGCUAGAUACGUGCAAUGGCCCCAGGCCCAGAUGGUACCUCAGCGGACCGAGCAGACGCGGGACCCGGUGGCGAUGCUGUACCCCCUGCACCCUCUGCAGGAACACCCAAUGAAACCAUGACUGACCUACAAGAAGGAGAACCAGAGGUGGUGCUCAAGAGGAAAGUCGGUAUCUUUGGUUGUAUUGCCAUGGUGGUUGGAAUCAUCAUUGGCUCGGGAAUCUUUGUAUCGCCGCAGGUGAUUCUAGUAUACACGGAUGGCGUCAUCGGCUAUUCCUUUCUGGCUUGGAUCAUAUGCGGCAUCUUCUCAAGCAUGGGUGCAUUGUGCUUCGUCGAGCUCUCGACCACCAUCCCGUUGUCCGGGGGCGACUUCGCCUACAUCCUCCAAGCAUGGGGUCCCUUCGUCGCCUUCAUCCGCAUGUGGAUGAGUCUGUUUAUCAGCUACCCGGGCGAGUACGCCAUCAUCAUCCUGAUCGCAUCGCAGUACCUCGUGAGCCCGUUCUUAGCUAACUGUGAUGACCUCCCGCAGACCGCUAUCCAGCUAUUCACCAUCGUUAUUCUGUGUGCGGUAUACUACCUCAACUGCGUGAGUGUUCGAUGGACGACCCGUGUACAGGUAUUCUUCACUGCAGCUAAAGUAUCCGGCUUGGUGAUUAUUAUCCUCGGGGGUCUGGUCCAGCUGUGUAGAGGAAAAACUGAGCAUUUUGCCAACGCCUUCACAGGUUAUAACAACCCGACGAGCUUCCCGUUGGCUCUCAAUGCAGGCAUCUUUGCUUUUUCAGGAUGGCAAUAUCUUAUGUUCAUUACAGAGGAAGUACAGCGACCUGCCAGGAAUAUUCCUCUAGCUGUCAUCAUCUCUAUGAUCCUGGUGACGUCCAUCUAUCUCUUGACCAAUGUCAGUUAUCUGACCGUCCUUAGUUCCGUUGAGAUCAUCCACUCUAACGCAGUAGCAGUGGAUUUCGCUAAGCGAUUGUUUCCCGUUUUUGCAUGGAUCAUGUCAAUAUUUGUGGCCCUUUCUUGCACUGGAACCGUCAAUGGGUCCCUCUUUGGCAGCUCCAGGGUACUGUACGUAGCUGGACGUGAAGGUCUGAUGCCAAAGGUUAUGUCCAUGAUUCAUGUACGUAAGAAGACCCCUCUGCCUGCCGCCAUCUUUACACUCCCCAUCACCAUUUUGAUGGUGCUGAAUAACAACAUCUUUCUCCUGCUCAACUUUGUUGCUUUCAUUGAGUGGAUCAUGAACUUCCUGGCUGUAGCCAUCAUCCCGUACUACCGGUGGAAACACCCAGACCUGCCACGCCCUUCAAGGUUCCUAUUGUUGUACCAUUCAUCUACAUGAUUGGGGUACUCUUCGUGCUUGGAAUGGCCCUGUAUGCAUCGCCGGUGGAUUGCGGUCUUGGACUCGUCGCCGCGGCGUCCGGAAUACCCGUCUACCUCGUAGGAGUCU